CUUUGCUUUGUCUAAGGCAAGAAUUAAAAAAACAAAUUCAUUUACUGUCAUUUCGUUGCGUUGUGUGUGAAAUGUGAAAUAUUUGCUUCCGUAUUUCAUGUUCUUUCGCUAUUUACGUAGUAGUUUCAAUGCCUAUCAAGAAUUUAUUGUGAUAUCUACAAAAUGGAUUAAUCAACGGUACCAAUAAUGUGACGCACGUGCAACAGUAGUGCCAAGGAAAUCAUAUCAUAACGAGCCUUUGAUUUCCCAACGACUAGAACAGAAAGUGCGCGAUUGAGAAUGUCGUCCGAUAGGGCAGUAUUUUCUUUGUACGAUAGUUCUCCGGACAGUUUGUUUGAUAUAAGCUUGGAGUUCAUUGUCAAUAAUUUGAAUACUGUUACGAAAUUAGACCCCGUCCGUCGUUGGCGUAAAUUCAAAGACGAUGUCAUAUUGCCAGCUGAAAUAUGUGAGAAAUUUCUACUAGCUUACCAGAAGAAUAAUCGCGUAAGCGAUAACAUCGCGAAUCUGUUUCGCGACAGAUUGCGUACGCGCCUUUACUCGGUGCGGCUGCGGAACUCCCGCAUCACGGAUGAGGGUCUGCGUUGCUUUCUAGAGCACAGACCUUACGAGUUGGAGCUCGUACAGUGCGAGUAUCUGUCUCCGGCGUCGCUAGAUGCUAUUAACAGCAACAGCCAAAAUCUAGUCUCUCUUAAGUUUGGUCCACUAACUUAUGUACUAUCACAGGAUGAAAAUUUGUUCAGACAGCGAGGGUAUAUAAUUGACGCCCCAAAUUUGAGAAGGCUCACUAUUCAUCGUCGAGGGUUAUCUAUUUUCCCUUUACUAUUACUGAAGCCCUUGACGCACCUCACACACUUAGACCUUUCUGAGUGCACAUCUGCUGGUUCCAUCUGGGCUGUAAAUGAAUUAAAGGACCUAAAAUCUCUUAUCCUGCACAGUGUGCAUUGGGCAAGAGACGUUGUAGAUUGGAUAGCUAGCCUUCAGUCAUUGAGGCACCUGGAUAUCUCACAAUCUAAUGAAAGACAUGGAAAAUAUUUUAACCCAAAUGAUGUCUUGUCAAAACUGGUAACAAGCUUGCCCCUAUUGGAGUCUUUAGAUAUUUCGGGGACAAACUUAGCUGGAUCAGGAGCAGCGGCAGUUUCAACUAUGAAAACUGUAGGAAAUUCUAAUGGAAUAGAAACACAAGCCCGCUGUGACAUACCAGGAUUAGUGAGCCGUGUGAACAAGCCACUGGAAUUUCUUGGUCUAUAUGGUACCCACCAUGGUGCUUGUAAGAGGCAUGAUAUCCCUGCUAAAGUUAUAUCUGGAGACGCCAAUGAGGAGCAAAUCUUAAUUGCAGCUGUGGCAUAUAUGGAGAGACCUGUAAUGCUCACUCGUGUCCUCAACGACCUCUAUUAUUUGUUUCGCUAUGAAAAUAAUGCCUAUGUGGGUAGAGCCUUGUCUGUUGUGCUGGAUGCUAUGGACCAACAUGUGUCUGAAAAACACAUCCAGAUUUCAGGAAGUGCUACCCUAUUCUACAUUGUGAAGGGGAGAGAGAAGGCUCGUAUAGGAAUAAAGCUUAAGAGGCGCAUAAUUACUGCAUUGUUGGAUGGCAUGGAAGCUCACCUAGGUGACGAUACAAUGAUGCGCAAUGGAUGCCUCACAAUCUGUCAGUUCAAGAUACCCACUGAUGUUUUGUUCGAGUAUGAACGCGUCGUACAGAUUCUUCUGAAUGGCGUGGCUGAUGUAAAUCAAGAAGGUUUCGUUCAAAGGAUUGCUAUAUACCUGCUUAACUCCUUAGCCUGCCAGGUUGACGGCAAACAGAAACGCUUUUUAGGAAACCAUGGUGCUAUUGGGAAAAUGUUAAAUCUGAUCUCGGACCGGCUGGAGCGACGUCUGUGCGACGAUGUGCUGGAAGUGGCCUGGUCGACCAUGUGGAACGUCACCGAUGAAACACCGCAGAACUGUCAGCGAUUCCUCGAAAACCGUGGCAUGGAACACUUCCUUGCUUGCCUCAAGAUUUUCCCCGACAAAGACGAGCUUUUACGAAACAUGAUGGGGUUGCUGGGUAACGUAGCGGAGGUGGCAGAGCUCCGGCCUCAGCUGAUGGACAAACUAUUCCUCACCGUCUUCUAUGAGCUACUGGACUCAUCCAGCGAUGGCAUCGAGGUGAGCUACAACGCCGCGGGCGUGCUAGCACACAUGGCGUCUGACGGCCCUGCGGCGUGGACAGUGGACGAACCGGCGCGGAAUGCGGUAUUGGAAAGAGUGGCGGCUGCCGUCGACCGCUGGGACCUGCAUGCGGAGAGGAACAUCAACUACCGCUCGUUUAAGCCGAUCCUGAGCCUCCUGCACGCACACCACACGCCGCAGUGCCAGCACUGGGCUGUCUGGGCGCUCGCCAAUCUCACCACUGUAUACCCGGACAAGUAUUGCGGCUUGGUGGAAGCUGAAGGUGGCCUUAAGUUGCUCAAAGAGCUUAUGGUGCACCCAGAACCUUACGAAAUGAUCAAAGGCCUGGCUCAUGUCGUGAUCGAAAACUGCGGGCGGUGGACGUCACGCGACUGCGACACUCCGCCGUUGACGAGUAGUCCGGACAAUUAACUAAUGGAGUUCUUUGAGGAGAUAAAUCCUCAAGUGCGGGACUAGCCCCUGGCGCGGAGGCUGGCGGACUGGCUGGCGGCACUGCUGCUGCUGGCCGCCGCCACCGCCAUCAUCCGCCUCCUGCGCCAGUGAGCCGCCUCGUAGCCCGCAUCCUCGCCCUCGCCGCCACAUCCGACCCUGCCCGCUCCCCAGGGUUCACUGUGUUAGUACAAUAAGUAAAGUAUAUGGGUGGUGUGUGCCAGUAUCUACAUAUAUAAGUGAUAUCUGCAGUUACAACUCAGUGCCGUGAACUUUAUCGUCACAGUAACAAAACGAUGAUUUAUCGAGCUUAAAAUUUUGGAACUGAAAAUUCAUAUUUGUACCGUCGAUGUUAUAUUCAUCAAUGAUACGAGAUAGUAAUAAUGAGGAGUUUUAUAUAUUGUUUGUUUGUUUUUACCUAUUAGACCUAGUAGUAUAAUAUUAUAAUAAUUUACGUUUUUUAUUAUAAAUUAACAACAUGAAUUGUUUUUAAACAAACAAAAAUAUUGAUGUUAGUGUAAUUAUUAUUAUAUUAUUAAAAUGAUUAUUAAAAUUUUUAUCGCUUCAGUAAAUAUUGUUUUAAAUUUUAGGAUGGUAUGUACAUUAUUGCUAUUGUUUUAUAAAUAACGUGAUCAAGGUACUUUAUUUCAGCUUGUAAUAAAAAUAAAUGUUAAUACGAUUGUUUUGCAAUAUUUAUCCGCCAUGGUUAUGAAGGUUAAUGUUUUUUAAGUAUUAUCAUUGUGAGUAAACAUAAAUUUAUCACUAUCGGGAGGUUUUGCCUCAUACACGGAACGUAAGCUCUGAAGGGGAUCGGACGUCAUUCAUUUAUAAUUGGCUUGAAUAAAUCGCAAAGAAAUUCAGAAUAUUCUUAAAGUAAGAGCCUUAAUAGUAUUGUUAAGCAAAAAAAAUUUUUCCUCACAUAUAGUCUUACAAUAAUCUUACUGUGAAUCGGUGUAUAAAUGUAACUCGCAGAAAUGAAACAAUAUUUGUAAUAUAUUAACUAUUUACGUGAUCAGUGUUCAGGGAGUAUCUAAGUCGACUGACUGUCAGCCUAACACUCAGUCUACAUAUACUUAGGUACAGGAGUAACUAACUGACGUGUUUCCAAGCCAAUACUUGUUUUUGUCUACUUGAAUUAUUUAACUGUGAGUUUAAUGCUUCUCGAUUGUACCUCUAGAUAGUAGUUGAAAAUCUUCUAGGAAUGAUUCAUUUCGUACAAGCUAAUUUAUACGCCAGAGAAAUAAGUGUGUAGCAAACGCUAGUUAAAACACCUCAUUUCUGUAUAGUAUAGAUAUAAAUCACCAAGUCAAUGCUAAUAUAAUGACUAAUAUUCUUAAUAAAAUAAAAUUAGAGAUCGAGUUCACUUUACAGUUUUACAAUUAACAAUAGGAUAGUUUGAUAAAAUGUUUGAUAAAGCAUCUAUUCAUUUAUAUUACCAAGAUUGUCUUGCAGGCAGCUUGCACAUAAACAGCAAAAUAAUUAACUAUUUCAUCACUGCUGUGGGUAAAUACAUACACAAUCGCUGGGCAUAAAGGUAUCAUUACGGUAACAUAUCAGUUUUAAUUGUAUGAUUUUAUAAUAACAGUUUUAAUUCAUUCAGAGAUAAGAAUUACAUUCAAUUGAUUUGUUUGUCCGUCAAAAAUCUAUGUAUAAACGGUCGCCCGUAAUUUCUAUCGGGGUAGGCAGCAUUACAAGUCGUAGGAAGACAACUUGCAGCUACUUUUGGGUAUUGAUGUCAUAAGAAUAUAAACUGUUUAAAAACAGAAUAGGGCCCUUUCGACUUCUACGACAUGUUCUCGAUGAUAAGCUGUAUGGAACAUUUUAUGAUAUUCUUUUAAUCUCUGACUAUGUGUAUUAUUGUUACAACAUACAUCUCAGAUACUAUCUAGUGUAUAAAGACUAACCAUACACUUUGGAAGGAGACUUGUGUAUCUCAAAUUCCCAAUUCUCAUGAUCAAAUUAAUUACACUGUAAGCAAUAAACCUUAUUUAAUUUAUAUGUGUCAAUAUGUGAAUUGAUGAAUACUAAUCGUUCUCGAGGUAAAUCGAAUUAAUUAAUUUAUUUUACAAACAAAUUGUAGGUUGUUUAGAGUAGUUGGUGCAUACCACUGCAGUCAGACAGUAGAUACUUUAUUCGCAAGUUUUGAUUUCCUUUUGUUGAAAUGUAGCUUAGCAUUAAUAAAAAAUAUUUGCCUUAUUUUUAUUAUAAUUGUAAUUACAAAAUGAAAUUAUAAAAACGGAAUGGCGAUCUUGAAUAUCGUAUUAUUAAGCACUGUUUAUUACAGUGAUAUUCAUUUUACUUCUUACUGCCAAGAUUUUAACUGGAAAGCAAUGAAUAAGCAGUGUCUUGCUUACAAUUAGAAAUAUAUUUUAAUAAAUACCAUUUUAGAAAUAAUUGUGUGUAUACAUAAUACCCAAUAUUUGAAAAACACCUGAAUAUAUCGUGUAGCUUUGUAAUAUAUGUAUAGUUACUAUGUUCACUAAUUGGUGUACCGCUAUAUGAGCAGUAGGUACGUGUAACAGAAUAACCGAACGCAGAAUGGGAAUGUCAUUUAAAUUAUUUAUACAUGUGGUAAGUAAGUCAAUAUUAUAUUAAAGAUCUAAAAGGAAGUUAUUAUUUGACAAAGAUAUGUUACAGGUGAAUGUGGCGCUGUGAUGUGAGAUCUUGUAACACUGUAUAACCGCUAUGGUUGCAGUACGUAACAAUAGUUUAAAUGACAUCACACAUUUCGACAGGUUGUAAAAGUAGAGUUUUGAAAUUAAGAUCACUAAUAUGGUAUUUAAAGUACUUAUUUAUGCUGUUUAGUGGUGUUUAUUUAAAAAGUGGUGUAGGUGUACGUGAAUCUCAUGGCAAAUGUCGACGGUAAAAGCUUACCAAGCAACACUGGGGUAAGAGGCGAGCGGAUAAACUAAUCAAAUGAGGAUAAAAACUAGAAGCUGAAAUGUAGGUGGCAGCACUGUUGAGUGUUCCUCAAUUUUGACAGUUCCCAUCUAAAAUUCGUGAUAAAUUGCUAUAAAAUGUGGAGCAACGUGGAGUGUACUCCGUCUGAAGGAUAAACAAUAUGUUUGUUUACUCAAAUAGUAUGGCGAACUGUCAAAAUUUACAACUGUCCUUCUAAAAUGCGCAACGUGAUAAAAUUAUCGAUCAAGAAAAGUUUUGUCGAAAUCGAUAAGUUUGUCAUUUUACCUAACAUGCGUGUCACGCUCAAAUAAAUUACCAUCACGAUAAAAGUUUAUCACAUCGAGAAACCGAUGUAGCUAUUUUUUAUUUUUUGUAUAUGGCAACAUACAUACGUUUUGAACCCUUUGUAAAAUCCACAUCAAUUUAAGCUAAAAGCCUGUAAUCCAAGCUCAUUUUUUCUCAAAAUAAAACUGACAGUAUGGACAUAUUACGUUGAUGUGUCAAAAGUCCACAGAAUCUGAUAUAAAUAUGGUAACAUGUUAGCGUUCGACAAUAUAUCAUGUUGUGGUAUUUUGGCAGAGCGACAUGACUUUUUUUGUUUGCAUUGUUAACACCAAACGAUAAAACGACAUAUAACGUCAAAAUCGAUAAAAAGACUGACAAAAUUUUAUCACGUUGCGCAGGUUAGCCCGGAUGGGAGAACUAGAUAGUUUUUAUCCUCUUUCUAUGGAGUUUGUAUAGAACUACACACAGUAGUAAAUGUUCUUCUAACUAUCCUUUAUAAUACGCCUUUUUUGCACACAGAAGAAUCCUCAUUUUAUAUGAAACGUCCAAGUAAUGAUCAAAGACGAUCCCAUAUGCGGUACGAUUCGUCUGUACGAUUUGAUGAAAAUCGUGACGAUUGAUCGCAUCGCAAAUGACGCUCAUACACGAAACGAUUGGUCGUAACGAUCGAUCAUUUAUUUAUUUGAAACUGAAGUAUAAACACGUGUUCUAAUAAUUCAAUACGUGCCUAAUAAAGGAAAAUUAACUUCUUUUCCUUACCUAUGUGGCGGUAACUUUGAUUCGGCUACAAAACAAAAAAAAAGAAGGCCUAGAAAAAUGUGGGUUAAGAAAUGGCUAUUAAAGCAAAACCAGUAUUCGCAUCUAAAUAUUUUAAAGGAAUUAAGGUUCCAUCCAGAAGAGGCAUAAUUAUAUGAGAAUGACGGAACCCACGUAUCUAAAAUUAUUGAUUCAUCGUUACGAUAUUCAUGAUUGCAUGGGUUUUUGUUGCGAUUUCCGAUAUCGUCUUCGAUGAAGUAAAUCGUUAACGAUCUUGAUAUACACUAUCGAUUCGUCAUUUCGAUCAGUCUUUGCUCAGUAGUUCCUUCAGAGGAACUGCUAAAGGAACUACUGAGAAUAGAGGUCUGUAGCGACGGAUCGGACAAAUCGUACUGUAUAUGGGGCCCUUUAGUGUCACAGUAAAAAUGCUACCAAGAACUUUGAGAGGCAUUUUAUUUCGCUGGCUGACAUUUGAACCCAAACAAACAGAGAAUCCAAUAUAAGUGGAAAUAAUGGCCAUAGACGUUUGGCGCUACGUUCUUUAUAUUACGCAUAUCACUUUUUUGACAGCGAAUAUAUUUAUUUUUACCAAAAUGUAUGAAUAAUCAAGAUUUUUAAUACAAGUUAGGUGUCGGUAGCUUCGACAUAUAUUAUAUUUAUUGCUCGCGGGUCGGAAAUCAAUGAUCUCCAUUUAACGUUUUUUGUUGCACUUAUUGUAGAUUUGCACUAGUUUUAAAGUGCCGGGUGAGAGCCUUCAGCGCUCCCCAUUUGUCCGGCCAAGUAGUUAAUACCAUCUGCGGCAAAUCUACAAUAAGUCACGUCAAAAAAAAGUAGUUUUAACAUUUAGUUGACACCCUGUUAACUAAAACAACGAACAUGCUACUCUCAAAUUGAAAAUCAAUUAAUUUCCUGUUUAUCGAACUUUUAAAUGUUAUAAGGAAUGUUGCAAAUGUAUGUUAUUUACUUUUGUUUGCCAUGAGAUUCUGGGAGACCUGCACUUUUGACAGUUUAAAAGUUUGUAAAAAAUCUUAUGAAUGAUUAGCAAUGAUUUGAAAAAAUUGUACAAGAAAAUAAUAAUGAUUACUUUAUCAAUAAAUGAAUUACUCUCAAAAAGGCCUUAUACCAUCAAAUGCCUUUUAUUGAUUACAAAUAAUACAGCAAGGAGGUCUCACCGCAAGCUCUAUGUUAGAACUUACAUAACACCAAAUAGCAAUAAUAUUUUAUAAUUAUUUUCAAAGUACGUAAUUCUUGAAGGUGUCUAAUCCAUCCAGCAGAUUCAGCCUAUUAGCUGACUGACCCGUAGCUUGUAUUAAAUACUUAUUAUACUUAGGUGUUUUUGUUACGUGAUUUCAAUGAUUUAAAAUGUUAAAAAAAUAACUAAACAAAAAUCUAGAAAGUCUUACCUCUUUAAAAGAUAUGUCGUUUAAGGAAAUAAUAUGUUAUAAAUAAAGAAUUAAUAUAACAUAAGUGUUUCACUGGAUGAGAAAGAAAACGACCUCAAAUACAACAAAGUAUCAUUUAUUUUUUAUAACAUUUCAUUUUAUAUGGUUUUAACAUAUUCAUAAACAACAUAAAAUUUGUCAAAUCAUUCGCGAUUCGAAGCAUGCAAAGUAAAUAAUAUUUAAACAAGAUAUACGUAUAACAUAGUUUAAACACGACACGAUAAUCUUGUGCUUUGCUUGUAGUACUCUCGUGGUAUUUAUUUUAUGUGCGUUUAUUAUAUAUAGGCUCAUUAUCUUACCAUACAAUUUUAUUAGAUGGAAUAUUAUUAUGUUUAGUACCUUAUAGAACUAACCUAUAGAAUAUUUUGUGACAAUUACAGGUAGCUAAACAUUGUAUUAUGUCCAAAUGAGGCGAACUUUUGAUACAACUACAGCCAAGUGGAAGUUGUCAAUCGUACUUGAACGUAUUAGCUUGGCUAAUUUCUUUGAAGU
Molecule: messenger RNA, 8474 nt
Organism: Pectinophora gossypiella (pink bollworm)
Lineage: Eukaryota; Metazoa; Arthropoda; Insecta; Lepidoptera; Gelechiidae
Product: protein zer-1 homolog
Exons: 9
Coding region: 280-2580 (766 amino acids)
Cellular component (GO): Cul2-RING ubiquitin ligase complex
Source: RefSeq, a predicted model, not a curated record